This is a messenger RNA of Acanthosepion pharaonis, 825 nucleotides long. The record is from the annotation of a GenBank genome assembly. Lineage: Eukaryota; Metazoa; Mollusca; Cephalopoda; Sepiida; Sepiidae.
AUGGACAGUCAAUCAAGCAAACUGGUUAGUAGGACAACUAAAGAGAAAUGCUCACGUUCAGAACGACAAUUCUCAUCUCCAUUAAAGAAUAGUUUUGAAUUUAAUGCACAGAGUUGGAGAUGGAAACAAGCAUAUUCUUUUAGGAAGAAUGCGAUGUUGAAAAGGAAAGUUCUGAAAGUGUUGGCUGCAUCUGAUUCUAAAGAGAAACAAAAAUACCAUGAAGAUUUACUUCCUGAAUUGAUGUUGCAAACCAAAUAUGUUAUUGAUUUAAGUCUCAAUUACCUGCUUGUGUGCCCGAAGCGUUUAGGCUAUCAAGGAACCCAUAUAAAAUAUUUGGAUUUGUCUCAUAAUAUGAUCAGUUUUAUCCCUGAGGAGAUUACCUUGUUGAAAGGGCUUGAAUAUUUCGAAGUUUCCAAUAACCAUUUGUCAGAACUUCCUGAAAAUAUUGGCCUUCUUUCCAACUUGAAGUAUAUUGAUGUCCAUCAAAAUAAACUUAAAUGUUUACCAGAUUCCAUUGGAUCGCUUAAAAACCUGAAAGAACUGAAUAUUCGAAACAAUGAACUCGGACAAUUACCUGCAAGUAUUGGCUCAUUAUACAACUUAUUAGAUAUUUAUGCUGGCCACAAUAGACUAGAAAAUCUACCAGAGGAAUUAUUCAAUAUACACUCUUUGGAGGAACUACCUCAUAGAAUUGGAAACUUGCGCAAAUUGGUGCUGUUGGAUGUGUCCAAUUGCCAACUGAGCAAUCUACCUAUUCAUAUUUUGAAGUGUGAGGCUCUUUCUCACCUAAGGGCCAAUAAUAAUCACUAUCUUGGACAUUCAUGA